This is a messenger RNA of Mustela erminea (ermine), 1076 nucleotides long. RefSeq names its product relaxin 1 (gene RLN1). Gene Ontology annotation, cellular component: extracellular region. Bases 424 to 969 code for a protein of 181 amino acids. Gene Ontology annotation, molecular function: hormone activity. The record is from RefSeq and is a predicted model, not a curated record. NCBI's taxonomy places the organism in Eukaryota, Metazoa, Chordata, Mammalia, Carnivora, Mustelidae. The transcript has 2 exons.
AUAUAAUUUAGUGUAAGGGCAAUGCCUAACUUUAUAAUAAAGGAAAACUUCAAAUAUUGACUAAAUUUAUCUAAGUAUACACAAUAGUUUAAGGGAAAAAAAGAAAAAAAAAUACACAACUGUGAAGGGUCCAAGAACAGAAAGAUGGGUAAAGGGAGGAAAGUUGUUCAGGGUGAAAGGCGGGGAGAUAAGGGGAGGACAGGAGUUGGGGGCAGAAUUCCAAGGCGGUGGGUGGAGAAAGGGGUGGAGCCUGGAUAAUUGACUCAGGUCUCAGUGGUCGCCCAAGGGCUAUAAAAGCUUGGUGAAACCUGGUUAGGACUGCAGCCUGAAGUCCAGGACUGGAGCACAGGCAGAGACUGGUGGGCGACAGGGGCUUCAGUCCUACAGGAAAAAACGCCCAGAACAGAAGCGAUCUGGUCCGACAUGCAGCACCUGCACUUGUCCCACCUGCUAAAAGUCUGGCUUUUACUGAGCCAGCUUCCCAGAGAGAUCCCAGCCCAGAACGAUGACAAGAUAAUUAAGGCUUGCGGCCGCGAGUUAGUCCGCCUACGCAUCCAGAUCUGCGGCUCGAUCUCCUGGGUGGAAAGGGUUCACCAUCAAUUGCGGGAACCUCGGCAGGCAUCAGAACCACUUGCAGAAGUCCUGCCAUCCUCCAUCAUCCAUACGAAAACCUUAAAUACAACGGUGGAACACAUUCCUAACUUCUCACAGGAGCAGAAGGCAGCACUCUCUGACGGGGAGCCAACAAGAGAGCUACAACUUGAAAUGGAAAGUUCAAAUCUUAAUUUGGAAGAAUUGAAGAAAGCUGUUCUUAGUGGACAAAAUGAAACUGAAGACAAAAGUCUUUCAGAAUUAGAAAACUCAGGCUUAGAUAAACAUUCCCGAAAAAAGAGACAGUUCUAUGUACCCUUAAGUGAUAAGUGUUGUAAUGUAGGUUGUACCAGAAAAGAGCUUGCUGCACAAUGCUGAUGAAAGUAUUGUGUAUUUCAUCUAGUAGUCACAUGAUUCUUGAUGACACAUUCAGUGAUGCCUCUGUCACCCCACUGAUUAUUAAAAUAUGAGAAAUCAUCACUUAA